Messenger RNA from Pteronotus mesoamericanus, 4269 nucleotides. It is a transcript of the gene CYBB, whose product is annotated as cytochrome b-245 heavy chain. The record is from RefSeq and is a predicted model, not a curated record. Gene Ontology annotation, cellular component: NADPH oxidase complex; plasma membrane. Lineage: Eukaryota; Metazoa; Chordata; Mammalia; Chiroptera; Mormoopidae. Gene Ontology annotation, biological process: defense response; superoxide anion generation. Bases 55 to 1767 code for a protein of 570 amino acids. The transcript has 13 exons. Gene Ontology annotation, molecular function: superoxide-generating NAD(P)H oxidase activity.
GAAGCAGCACAGCAGAAAAGAAAGGCUGACACAAGAGAGUAAACCUUUGCCACCAUGGGGAACUGGGCUGUGAAUGAGGGGCUCUCCAUCUUCGUCAUUCUGGUAUGGCUGGGGUUGAACGUGUUCCUCUUUGUCUGGUACUACCAGGUUUAUGAUAUUCCACCUAAGUUCUUUUACACUCGAAAACUCCUUGGGCGAGCGCUGGCAUUGGCCAGGGCCCCCGCAGCCUGCCUGAAUUUCAACUGCAUGCUGAUACUGUUGCCAGUCUGUCGAAAUCUACUCUCCUUCCUCAGGGGUUCCAGUGCGUGCUGCUCAACAAGAAUUCGAAGACAACUGGACAGGAACCUCACCUUUCAUAAAAUGGUGGCAUGGAUGAUUGCACUUCAUACUGCGAUUCACACCAUUGCACAUCUAUUUAAUGUGGAGUGGUGUGUGAAUGCCCGAGUCAACAAUUCUGAUCCUUACUCAAUAGCACUUUCUGACAUUGGAGAUAAGCCUGGUGAAACUUACCUCAAUUUUGCUCGAGAGAGAAUCAAGAAUCCUGAGGGAGGCCUGUAUGUGGCUGUGACUCGGUUGGCAGGCAUUACUGGAGUUGUCAUCACACUGUGCCUCAUAUUAAUUAUCACCUCUUCCACUAAAACCAUCCGGAGGUCUUACUUUGAAGUGUUUUGGUACACACACCAUCUUUUUGUGAUCUUCUUCAUUGGUCUUGCCAUCCAUGGAGCUGAGCGAAUUGUACGUGGACAGACCUCAAAGAGUUUGCAGGAGCACAAUAUAACAAUAUGCAAAGAUAACAUCUCAGCUUGGGGAAAAAUAAAGGCGUGCCCAAUCCCUGAGUUCUCUGGGAACCCUCCUAUGACUUGGAAAUGGAUAGUGGGUCCCAUGUUCCUGUAUCUCUGUGAGAGGUUGGUACGGUUUUGGCGAUCUCAACAGAAGGUGGUCAUCACCAAGGUAGUCACUCAUCCUUUCAAAACCAUCGAGCUACAGAUGAAGAAGAAGGGAUUCAAGAUGGAGGUGGGACAAUACAUUUUUGUCAAGUGCCCCAAGGUGUCCAACCUGGAGUGGCACCCUUUCACACUGACCUCUGCCCCUGAGGAAGACUUCUUUAGCAUCCACAUCCGCAUUGUUGGGGACUGGACGGAGGGACUGUUUAAUGCUUGUGGCUGCGAUAAGCAGGAGUUUCAAGAUGCCUGGAAGCUACCUAAGAUAGCGGUUGAUGGGCCCUUUGGCACAGCCAGUGAAGAUGUGUUCAGCUAUGAGGUGGUGAUGUUAGUAGGAGCGGGGAUUGGGGUCACACCCUUUGCAUCUAUUCUCAAGUCAGUCUGGUACAAAUAUUGCAAUAACGCCACCAAUCUGAAGCUCAGAAAGAUCUACUUCUACUGGCUGUGCCGGGACACACAUGCCUUUGAGUGGUUUGCGGACUUGCUUCAGCUGCUGGAGACCCAGAUGCAGGAGAGGAACAAUGCUGAUUUCCUCAGCUAUAACAUCUACCUCACCGGCUGGGAUGAGUCACAGGCCAGUCACUUUGCUGUGCACCAUGACGAGGAGAAAGACGUCAUCACAGGCUUGAAACAAAAGACUUUGUAUGGACGGCCCAACUGGGAUAAUGAGUUCAAGACAAUUGCAAGCCAACAUCCAAAUACCAGAAUAGGAGUUUUCCUCUGCGGACCUGAAGCCUUGGCUGAAACCCUCAGUAAAAAAAGCAUCUCCAACUCUGAUUCUGGCCCACGGGGAGUGCAUUUUAUUUUCAAUAAGGAAAACUUCUAAUUGGUUUCUAUCAUGAGGAAGUAAAUGUGACUUAUGCUGCCAAGUGCCCAAAUAAGGCUAGUUGAUAAUGUAAGUUCCCCCCUUUAAAAAAAUGGAGAAAAAGAAACUCAAAUGUGAAGGUUUUCCUAAGGAAUGUCAGAUAUUUGAUAGUCAAAAUUUGCAUUUGAAUGGGGCUUUAUGGUUUUCAGAGCACUUUUACAAACAUUAUUUCAUUUUUUCCUAUCAGUCAUGCCAGAGAAAGGCAGGGCAAGUAUUCCCAGACUCAGUUUUCAGGAUUAAAAAAAAAUGGGGACUUAAAAUGGUGAAGUAACUUCCCAAAGGCUAUGAAGCUGAGAUACAUGUAGGCCAUCUGAUUCCAGGUUUGGUAGUGUUCCCACAAUACCAGGCGGCCUGGAAAUGAUCUUGUAUACUCCUCAAAAGAAGAAACCAACCAGAGAGUAUUCAUUUUCCAUUUUCUAUCAUCUUUAUUCUCUAUAUUGUCAGAGGGAAGGAAAUUUUCCAAAUAGUUAAGAUAUAUGUAUAUCUGAGAGUGAGUCAACACUUAAUAGUGACAGGAUUGACAUUUUGAGCAUACUCCAGUUUACCAAUAAACUAGUACACUUUGGUAUUGGUAAACAUACUUCAGUUUACCAAUACAUCAUAUGAAUUGUGUCAGAGGUUCUUCUUACAAAAGACUAUUAGACUAACUGGAAUUAAUGUAUUAUCUAACAUUUACAGUCAUGCUUAGCAGAGAAUGUAUACUCAAUAAAAAUUUGUUGAAUGAAUGCAUGAAAAGACAUUUAGAACCAUACAAUGCCAGGAUAGAUUUAAUUUAAAGCCUUUAACAGAAUUAUGUAAGGAAAUAACUCCUGUUAAACUUAUAAGCCAAAGGCACCUGAUGCUCCUGAGGGUAGGGAACUGGCUAAAGAUAGUAACAAAUAGGAUUCCCUGGAGAAGAGGGAGAUGCAGGCAGAGAGCUGACCUCCUACCAUAACUCUGGCUGGCUCCUCCAGUCUUGGUCUCUGUGCUAUGAAAGAAAUGCAAACUGAUUAGUACCUGAAAGGGUCUCCUCCAGUUAGCACUUGUGAAUUUACAACUAGGAAUUGUGAUAAAUAUAUUAUCUGAUAUGCCCAUCUGCUUUAAAUCAUCCCCCCUUGUUCUACUUAAAUACUCAUGCAUGAAAAUUGGAUCUUACUCUGUGACUAAUGGGUUAUUGUUUUAUCAUCAUCAUCAUCAUGAAAUUUAUAUCUUAGAAAGUAAAAUUCCCAGCUUACUGUGUAUUGAAAUCACACUCCAUAGAAUAUUCUCGAUAGAGAAUCACACUCCAUAGAAUAUUAUCUAUGUGUUCAAAAGAGAGUCUCUAAAUCACUGUCAACAUGACCAGAAACAGUCUUCUUUUUCUUAUUACUGCUCUUUUUCUUGGGGGGGGGGAACUAACAGCAGCUUUAUUGACCCAACUUCUGGAGCCACAGAUAUUUAGAAUUCUUCAACUUCAGUAAUGAGGAAGAAAGAGAAGAAACAGAGGGAAGGGCAGAAGACUGGUUUUGGAAGAAAGGGGCAGGAACGAGGAAAGAAAAUAAAGAAGAAUGAGAGAAAGCUCAAAAGGUCAAAGCUUAGCGUAGGGAAAAGGGGUCUCAUGUUGCUCAGUUUCUACCCCAGACUUAAAGUCUUGUAUAUAUUGAAUGUAACUGAAGGAGGCAUACAUUUAUUCAUUUUAUUUUGAUUACAUAUGAUAUUGAAUCUGAAUUUCUGGUCACAAAAUUUUGAUGCUGAGUGGGCAUAUUCAGAAGACUGAGAUGAACUAGUAAGAACCUAGUUUUUCUUUUGGGUUCUCACAAUGGCCAGGGCACUGACAACUCAGGCUUGCUGCUGGAUGUCACCUCCCCAAAAUGUACCUGGAAGGUUUCCACUUAGAGAAACAUAGGUCCAGCCUGUUCACACAGCAUGUCAAGUUUCAAUUCAUUCAUUUAACAAGUUUUUAUUGAGCUAUUGCAAUGACUGGGUCUGUAUUCUGAGUGUUGGUUCUUGACAUUGGGCAAAGUUGGAAGCACAGUUAUAAGGAGUCUGGGAAACUUGGCCCUCAUUAACCUAUUUUGUCAUAAAUAAAACCACUCUUUUUGUUGUUCUGAAAAUGUUUCUCCCUUUGACACCAGCAAAGGGUUCUCUCCCUUUGACACCAAUAUGGCUACCAAAAUAAAUAGAUCUAUUCUGUGUCAUCCUGGUUAUAAUAUGAAAAAAAAAAUGAGUGUAAAAGUGCUUGCCAUUUUGAGAACUUCCUUCUUCAUGCUUCUUCCAAACUGCUAGCACAGCUUUUUUAGCAUUUAGAGUUUAGCAUUUAGUAACAAGAACUGAGAGAAUUGAGUAAGCAUUUGUUUUAAUCGCAAGGCUCUAAAGGCUUUUCUUAGUUCUCCUGCUUUUGCAAUAUUGCGUUUAUGAAAUUUGAAUACUUGUAGGUGUGGCAUGUAAAUGUCCUGGGGGUCCCUGAGAGAUAAUUCUCAGGAGGAACUAUGAAACCUGUGUUCA